AUGCUAGGCAUCCAGCUACCUCCUGCCCCAGUCAACCCAGGAGCACCAUGGAAGCACCCGCUGUUGGUACAGACGCCUCUUACUGGACCGGGUGCAGGUGUUUUGAUACAGAGCGGCCUAAGUCCACCUCAGCCACCCGCCGGAUUCCAUCCUGCCAUAUUCGCCAAUCCAAUUUGGUGGCAGACAGCCCCCGAGCUCCUCAGCGGUGUUCUAGGUGCGGGACGGCCUGAGUUGCCAUUCGACGGGUUCUUGACAAGACUCUGUAUCAAAUGCGAGACCCUUGUGCAGUGCGAGGAGUACUAUCGUCGCGUCACAAACUACCGGGGAAACGAAACACAGUCGGAUCUGCAGCGGUGGGAGACUUCAUACGCAUCGUCUUGUACUUGCAGGAAGAAGCUGGGAGUUGGGCCCUUUGCCGGGGAAGAUAUCCUGUGCAAGCCGCAUCGAGAGAGGCAAUGGAAGGAACUUGUGGCGGCUCGGGACGAAAGGGACAGGUUCUUGAGAGGCGUGGAGAAUCGUGCCCCGCCUGCGAGGAAGAAGCUGAUCAGUGCGAGUGCUGCGACGCUACAGAAUAGGGUCAAUGCCCCGGGCUGGUGGAGGGCUUGUCGUUGCGGCGACGAGGUUGGACACGCAAUUGGACGCAUACCCCGAGCUCUUAUGUGUAUGGGCUGCGAAGGGUAUGUCGUUCUUGCCCCUCUGGUAGUCCCUCUAGGUCAAACUGCGAUAUGGAGACUCGCUCGUUUUAAGAGGGAGUUGUUGCUCGCUGGAGACCUUUCAGUACCAAGACGAGUGACUGAAAACGGCCCAUCCCCCGAACUCCCCUUUGCCUUCACGACAUCCUGCGCCUCAGCCGCCGGCAACCGCCAAACCUACGAAACGCACCGCUCCGCCAUCCUCUCCCACAUCAUCAACGACGCCGCCAUAAUCCCCAUCACCAUAACGGACCUGAACUUCUCCAACGCCAUCCUCCUCCUCGGCGUCCUCCACUCUUGCGGUCAACUUCCCUCCUUCACCGUCACAUUAGACGCCAACCGCGUGCCGAUCCUCCCAGCCCGCCGGUUGGAUGUCUUUCACUACACCACCGCCACCGCGUUCCCGACAUCUCUAGCGAAAGCGAACGCAUUCCAGAAAUUCGCGAGGAGCAUCACACCGAAGGGAAAUCUCCAUGCGAGUCAUUGGGCCGUUGAGUAUCAGAGCCUCAAAGUGCUCGAGAAGUUUAGCUUGAAGGUCGGAAUGGUGGAGGAGAAGAUGGGAUAUCAUGUGGCGUGUGUGGUUAGGGCGGUGAGGACGGUGCUGGAUGAGGAUUUGAGGAGGAGGCAUGAGCAGAUGUUGGCUAAGGGGAGGGAGCUGGAGGAGGAUGUUGUGGAGGACGACGAUGAGGAUGGGGGGGAUGGCGAUGGAGAGUAG
Messenger RNA from Fulvia fulva, 1407 nucleotides. RefSeq lists its product as uncharacterized. Bases 1 to 1407 code for a protein of 468 amino acids. Lineage: Eukaryota; Fungi; Ascomycota; Dothideomycetes; Mycosphaerellales; Mycosphaerellaceae. The transcript is spliced from 4 exons. The record is from RefSeq and is a predicted model, not a curated record.